Molecule: messenger RNA, 621 nt
Organism: Toxoplasma gondii ME49
Lineage: Eukaryota; Apicomplexa; Conoidasida; Eucoccidiorida; Sarcocystidae
Exons: 1
Coding region: 1-621 (206 amino acids)
Source: RefSeq, a predicted model, not a curated record
AUGCUCGACGAGUCUUCAUGGGAAGUAGCUGACCUUGGCACUCAGCGAGGAAAGUGGAGGAAGGCCCAGAUUGGUGCAGCAGCGUCGAAAAAGCAACAGAAAAAAGAGGCGGGUGUCCAUGUCCGCGGCGCCUGCAGCGUCGCUAGUCCUCGCGUCGAGUUCUGUCUCGCGCAGAGAGACUGCAUCUGCGCACCGGGAGAGCAGACGCAACGCCGAACGGCUCGAGAUCCAGAUGUCGGCAAGCGACAAAGAAACGCGUCUGUGGUUGUCGAGUCACGAGGACGACAGGCGCGGGGUCAAGCUGCCUGGCACUCGCGCGUGGAAGUCUGCGCGCCCACCGCAAGAAGAGUGGACAAGAAGGAGGUCGGGUGGAGGGCGCGCGCGACGCCCUUCGCGCGAAGAAGCACGAAAUACUUGGAAACGAAAAAGAAAGGCAGGAAAAGCGACCAGGAAGAUCUCGGCGCCGAUCGGAAGCCUUUCGAAAGUCGGUGCCCGCUCUCCGUGCCCGGAGCGUUCCCCCAUGGGGAGUCUCCAGAAAAGAAAGUCAAGUUCCGCGACGUUUCUCCCCUUUUCACACGGAGGUUUUCUCGCCGUCUUCUGCGUUUCAACGGCAAGUUCUAG